This is a messenger RNA of Cuscuta campestris, 1660 nucleotides long. The record is from the annotation of a GenBank genome assembly. NCBI's taxonomy places the organism in Eukaryota, Viridiplantae, Streptophyta, Magnoliopsida, Solanales, Convolvulaceae.
UUCAGCUUGAGGGGGGAUGUUAGACAAUAAUAAUAGUAUUACUUGUGGUAGUAUUGGUUGUGGUAGUGUUUCAUUAUUAGUCAGCUUCCUAAUCCUAUUUGUGGUAGAUGUUGUAUGUUAGUUAGUUUCUAUUCUAUAUUCCUAGUUGUGGAGAUAGAGCAUAAACGCAAGAGUUUGCACAAAAAAACGUUCAUUAGGGAGUAACCGUUUAGACCAAGCACGUUAGUCCGGAAUUCAAAUUUCAAAAAACAUAAAAGAAAAAAAAAGAGGGAAGCACGUGCCAAUCCAUAACCCAAACUCCCAUGUCCAAAACCCUCGAAAUUUCGAUUCAAAAUUCGCCACCGGAGGAGGAAGAUCGAUCGGAAAUCCCCUUCUUAAGAGAGAGAGAGAGAGGAAGAAGAAGGAGAAGAUCGAGAAAUCGAGAGCGAGAGAGAGAGAGAGAGGGGAAGAAGAAGGAGAAGAUCGAGAAAUCAGAGAGAAAUGGAGAAGUACGAGAAGCUGGAGAAGGUCGGCGAAGGAACAUACGGGAAGGUGUACAAGGCGAAGGACAAGGCGACGGGACAGCUGGUGGCUCUGAAGAAGACGCGGCUGGAGAUGGACGAAGAAGGCAUCCCGCCCACCGCUCUCCGGGAGGUUUCCCUUCUCCAGAUGCUCUCCCACUCUCUCUACGUUGUCCGCCUCCUCUGCGUCGAGCAUGUCGACAAGAACGGCAAGCCUCUCCUCUACCUAGUUUUCGAGUAUCUGGACACUGAUCUCAAAAAGUACAUCGAUUCCCAUCGCAAAGGCCCCAAUCCCAGGCCCCUUCCUCCUUCCCUCAUCCAGAGCUUCCUCUACCAGUUGUGCAAGGGUGUCGCCCACUGCCACAGCCAUGGUGUUCUUCAUAGAGAUCUUAAGCCCCAGAACCUUUUGGUUGACAAGGAGAAGGGAAUACUCAAGAUUGCCGAUCUUGGCCUUGGUAGGGCAUUCACAGUGCCCCUCAAGAGCUACACUCACGAGAUUGUGACUUUAUGGUACAGAGCCCCAGAAGUGCUCUUGGGAUCCACUCAUUACUCAACUGCUGUUGAUAUGUGGUCUGUUGGUUGUAUUUUCGCUGAAAUGGCAAGGAGGCAAGCAUUGUUCCCUGGGGAUUCUGAAUUUCAGCAACUGCUUCACAUAUUCAGGAUGCUAGGAACACCAACAGAGAAGCAAUGGCCUGGAGUGAGCUCUCUUAAGGAUUGGCACGUCUACCCACAAUGGGAACCUCAAGUCUUGGCUCGUGCCGUUCCAGCUUUGUGCCCGGACGGUGUUGAUCUUCUAUCGAAAAUGCUGAAAUACGAUCCAGCUGAUCGCAUUUCAGCGAAGGCUGCUCUUGAUCAUCCCUACUUUGACAGUUUGGACAAGUCGCAGUUCUGAAGCUCCCCAUUCUGUGUGUAACCAAAAGGAUGUCAUCAUCUUGGUGAAUACAAUCUUCUUUCAUUUGACCUUUCCUGUUUGGUUUGUAGUAAGUCUAGCAAGUGUUUCCAUUUCCGAAGUAAGCUAUACUAUUGAUUUGCCUUGACGCUUUAUUUUGAAUGUAUUCCUAAUAUUACUUUCUCCAAAAUUUCAAUGUCAACUCGUUUCACAUGAUGUGAUCAAUGAGUGUUUCAUGAUGAUUGCUCUUAUAUAGGCUCUAUAAUAUUAU